Eriocheir sinensis (Chinese mitten crab) is the source of this 9603-nucleotide messenger RNA. Its product is annotated as cGMP-specific 3',5'-cyclic phosphodiesterase alpha-like. The record is from RefSeq and is a predicted model, not a curated record. Lineage: Eukaryota; Metazoa; Arthropoda; Malacostraca; Decapoda; Varunidae. The transcript has 2 exons. Bases 1 to 1137 code for a protein of 378 amino acids.
AUGUUUUUACAGGGUUACGCCAAGCUCAUGAGUCCCGGAUUUCACUUCAUCUUCGUAACGUAUUCCAUAACUUUGCAUUUCGGUCUUUGCUUUCCAUUCCUUGUCUUCAUUUCUUUUUAUCUCUUAUUUUCUUAUCAUUCUUUGUCUUCCCUUCUGUCUUUCUCACCUUCAUUUUGUUCCCUUCAUAGUUUCCUUCUCCCUCUUUUACCAUCUCCUUCAUGCCUCCCUGUUCUGUUUCUUUCCUUCAAUUCUUUCUCUUUUUGUCUCAUCAUUCCUUCUCUCUGUUUCUCACCUUCAUUUCAUUUCCUUAAUUUUGUUUCCUUCACAGUUUCCUUCCCCCUCCUUUACCAUCUCCUUCAUGCCUCCCUGUUCUGUUUCUUUCCUUCAUUUUUUCAUUUCCUCAACUUUGGUUUUCGUAGUUUUCUUCUCCUUCGCUCAUCAUCUUUUUUUCUCCUUCAUAUCUUUCAUUAUUUUGUUUUUGUUCUCAUAAUUUUUUGUCUUCUCUUUUCUUCUUCUUCCUGUUAUUUUGUUUGUUUUCAUAUUUUUUGUCUUUUUCUUCUUAUUAUUAUAUUAUUGUGUUAUUUUUCAUCUUUGUCUUUUUUUCUUCCUGUUUUCUAUUUUCCAUCAUUCCUGUCUUUUUUUUCUUCUUCCUGUUUUCUUUUUUCUAUCAUUCCUGUCUUUUUUUUCUUCUUCCUGUUUUCUUUUUUCCAUCAUUCCUGUCUUUUUUUUCUUCUUCCUGUUUUCUUUUUUCCAUCAUUCCUGUCUUUUUUUUCUUCUUCCUGUUUUCUUUUUUCCUAUCAUUCCUGUCUUUUUUUUCUUCUUCCUGUUUUCUUUUUUCUAUCAUUCCUGUCUUUUUUUUCUUCUUCCUGUUUUCUUUUUUCCAUCAUUCCUGUCUUUUUUCUUCUUCCUGUUUUCUUUUUUCCAUCAUUCCUGUCUUUUUUUCUUCCUGUUUUCUUUUUUCCAUCAUUCCUGUCUUUUUUUCUUCCUGUUUUCUUUUUUCUAUCAUUCCUGUCUUUUUUUUUCUUCUCCAUCUUGUUAUUCUGUUAUUUUCCAUCAUAUUUGCCUUCUCCUUUAUUCUCGCUCCUUCUCUCCAACCCUCCCACUCCUCGUCUUCCCCUUUUUCACACCCAUAUUUAAAUUCCUCCUGAAGGGGUGACUAUAACAAGCGCCCUGAGGUAUCGUUAUUCACACACUCAUUUUCGGAACAUCAGUGUAGCCUCUCUUACCUCUUCUCUACAUGUGAUUCUGAGCCCUGUUAAUCCUCUGCCCUUCCAUUUUCACUCCUCUGGUAUGACUCUGAGUUCCUCGUAAUGUAUAUUUUUACCAGUAAUUUACGACCUUUAUUCUUACUGCAGUGUGAUUCUUAUAAUAGUUACCGUAGGCUGUGUCUUUCAAAUAUACUACUUCUACUACCACUACUACUACUGUUAUUCAAAUCACUACUACUGAUACUGAUAUUCAAAUUACUACUACUACUACUAUGACUAUAUUUUUUGUACCCAUUCAGAGCUUUACAUGUGCUAGAAGUUACGUGCGUACAUCUAAGUUAAGUAUAAGUAUCGUAUAGGGAUCGUGUGAUUUGUAACGUAUUUCUCCUUCCUGCGUUUCCCUCUCGCCAAAAAAUGUGUUCCUGGGUCUGUUUACUUACCCAUCUGUGUCUGUGUUAGUGUGUCUGUUGGCUGUGUCGUGGGUGUAACAGACGGCUUAUGAUGCUUUCGGCUUCGACUGUGUACGAUAGGAUUUUUUAUCUAUAUGUUCGUUCAUCUUUUUUUUUCCGACACAUGAUUGCAUGCCCUCUGCCCCCUCCCCAUCAGCCCUGUCUCUGUACGGUGUGUCUGUGAGAGAAUUGAGGAUGGAUUGUCUGUUCUGCUUUCCAUAUAUUAACAGGUUCAUGGCUUCGUACAGCUAUAUAUGUAAUCAAAGAAGUUUUCCUUUAUUUUUCACUUAGUUUUGUUCAUCUUACAGACCACUCUUCUGAACUAACAUCGGGCUAUGUGAACCAACGUUGCCAGAUUGUCGUACUCAGCCGAUUAUAUUUCCCGACUUUCUACCCCAAAGCUGUCUUCUGGGCUCCAAUAACGAAACUCAUUUAUAGUUAUCGUUAAAAGAGUUAGAUUCUGGUGUGUCUUGGCACUAGUUAGGCGUCAGAAACAGGUAAAUACUAUGCUCUGAGUAUGACAAUCUGGCAACAGUGAUGUGAACUCCCUCUGCACUCUCAUUGGGCUAUAGUAACUUUUUUCCUAACUAUCACUAGGCAUUAUCAGGUGUUUAUAUUUUCAUUUCUUCUGGUCCUCAAACCCCCAUAUGAAGCUGUAUUGAAUGGGACUGGCUUCUGGAAAUAUUAGGCUACACCAUCUCUUUCUCCGAGGCUAUAUUAACUGCUUUUAACUUUUGCUUGGCUGUAUCAACUCUUAUUUCCAAUCUUCUGUCCCUCAAAUCCCCAUAUCAUGAAGUUUCUGUAUUGAAUGGGACUGGCUUCUGGAAAUAUUAGGCUACACCAUCUCUUUCUCCGAGGCUAUAUUAACUGCUUUUAACUUUUGCUUGGCUGUAUCAACUCUUAUUUCCAUUCUUCUGUCCCUCAAAUCCCCAUAUCAUGAAGUUUCUGUAUUGAAUGGGACUGGCUUCUGAAAAUACUGGGCUACACCAUCUCUUUCCGAGGCUAUAUUGAUUUCUUUUAACAUUUGCUUGGCUGUAUCAAGUCUUAUUUCCAUUCUUCUGUCCCUCAAAAUCCCCAUAUCAUGAAGUUUCUGUAUUGAAUGGGACUGGCUUCUUAAAAUACUGGGCUACACCGUCUCUUUCUGAGGCUAUAUUGAUUUCUUUUAACAUUUGCUUGGCUGUAUCAAUCCUUAUUUCCAUUCUUCUGCCCCUCAAACUCCCAUAUCAAGAAGCAUUAGCUGUAUUGAAUCUGCAUUGUGUCUGAACUAUUGGGCUACACUUUUGCUGAGGCUAUGUGAACUUCUUUUAACAUUUGCUCAGCUGUAUCAACUCUUAUUUCCAUUCUUCUGCCCUUCAAAUCCCCAUAUCAUGAAGCAUUAGCAGUGUCUGACCGGGCUGUCCGAGUGACGCCCGGCUGCCUGGCUCACAAGGGUGUACCGUAGAGUGGCUGUGUUACUACCAUGUGGCUUAUACUCCUUACACGGCACAGAGCCCCCACGGGAAGGGUUAGAAGGCCUCCGCUAGGGCAUACAAGGAGGUGAAAUGCCUCCUCCUGUGAAGUGUGGAAGGGGUUAGAAUGCCUCCCACAGUAAGGCUUUAAGGGGUGUGAAUGCCUCCUCUUGUAAAUGGUUUGAAUGCCUCCUCUUGUAAGGCAUAGAAAGGGGGUCUAAGACUAUUGUAAGGCAUGAAAGGGGUUUAGAAUGCCUCCUCUGCAAAACUGGAAAGGGGCUCUGAGGCUUAUUGUAAGGUAUUGAAGGGGGCUCUGUAGGCUUAGUGUAAGGCAUGGAAGGAGGCUCUAGGGCUUUUGUAAGACAGUGAAGGGGGUUGAAUUCCUCGUCCUGUGAGGCAUAGAAGGGAUUAGAAGGCUUCCUGUAACAUGGUUUAGGUGGCUUAUUGUAAGGUGUGGAGGUGUUAGGCUGUGUUAGAGGGACGGAUGUUGUGUGUAGAUGAGGAUGUUUGUAAAUGUCUUAGGUAAAAAAAUCAAUGUUAAAAGCAAAAAAAACUAGCAAGAACAAAAUUUAAGGGAGGAUUUAUAUGUUUUAGAAGUGUUGAAAUAGCAAACACUACCAGGGCACAAAAAAAGAAUGUUGUAAUAAAUUAAAAGCGAAGAAAAUACCAAGAAGCCAAAAAGAUUAAGGAGAGAUUUAGAUGUUUUAGAAACGUUGAAAUAGCAAACACUAGCAAAGGAAAGUUGUAAUUGUUAAAAGUGGAGAAAAUAGCAACAUCGCCAAAAAGAUUAAGGAGAGAUUUAGAUGUUUUAGAAGUGUUGAAAUAGCAAACACUAGCAAAGGAAAGUUGUAAUUGUUAAAAGUGGAGAAAAUAGCAACAUCGCCAAAAAGAUUAAGGGAGGACUUAGAUGUUUUAGAAGCGUUGAAAUAGCAAACACUAGCAAAGGAAAGUUGUAAUUGUUAAAAGUGGAGAAAAUAGCAACAUCGCCAAAAAGAUUAAGGAGAGAUUUAGAUGUUUUAGAAGCGUUGAAAUAGCAAACACUAGCAGGACACAAAAAUGAAGGAUGUAAUAGUUAAAAGCGAAGAAAAUAACAUCAUCGCCAAAAAGAUUAAGGGAGGACUUAGAUGUUUUAGAAGUGUUGAAAUAGCAAACACUAGGAAAGGAAAGUUGUAAUUGUUAAAAGUGGAGAAAAUAACAACAUCGCCAAAAAGAUUAAGGGAGGACUUAGAUGUUUUAGAAGUGUUGAAAUAGCAAACACUAGCAGGACACAAAGAGGAAGAUUGCAAAUGUUAAAACUGAAAAAAAUAGCAAUUCCCCCCAAAAUUAAGGAAAAUUUAGAUGUAUUAGAACCAAAAAAAAAUAGCAACAUCGCCAAAAAGAUUAAGGGAGGACUUAGAUGUUUUAGAAGUGUUGAAAUAGCAAACACCAGCAGGAAACAAAGAGGAAGAUUGCAAAUGUUAAAACUGAAAAAAAUAGCAACUUCCCCCCAAAAUUAAGGAAAAUUUAGAUGUAUUAGAACCAAAAAAAAAUAGCAACAUCCCCAAAAAGAUUAAGAGAGGAUUUAGAUGUUUUAGAAGUGUUGAAAUAGCAAACACUAGCAGGACACAAAGAGGAAAGGAUGUAAAUGACUUAGAUGAAAAAAAAUAAUAGCAGAAAAAACUGUGAUAAAAAAAGAAGGGAAAGAUAUAGAAGGUUUUAGAUAAGAUAAAUAUUUGAAAGAGAAACAAAAAAAUCAUGAAACAAGAAGGAAAAAUUUAAAUGUGUUUGAUGACUUAGUUAAAAAAAAUAAAAGCAGAAAAACUAGUGAUAUAAAAAAGAAAGGAAAGAUAUAGAAGGUUUUAGAUAAGAUAAAUAUUUGAAAGAGAGACAAAAAAUAAUAGAAAACGAGGAGAACUAUAGAUGUUUGAUGACUUAGUUAAAAAAAUUAAAAAAAACUACUGAGAAAAAAAAGGAAGGAAAGCUGUAGAAAUAUUUAGAUAAGAUAAAUAUUUAAAAGAGAAACAUAAAAUCAUAAAAACAAGAGGGAGAAAAUCAUAUAGACGCUUGUGAUGAAUUAUAUAUACAUUGACGUAGGAAUCAAAAUCUCGGAAAACAAGAAAAUAAAAAGACAUACAAGACUCGGAUCAAAAUGUCAACAGAAGUAAAAUUAGUUACCUUGACCAAAUAGGAAGCAUAGGUGAGCGUUCACGUCAUAGAUAAAAUUAGUUCAUGUGAUUAGAAGAAAAAUGCGAUGAUUGUGAUUAUCGAAAAGGUCCCAAAAAUGUUGAUGUAAUGAUUGAAAAAUAUCUUUGUGUGUGUGUGUGUGUGUGUGUGUGUGUGUGUUAAGAUUAUACAAGAAAGACAUAGGUGAUUGUUAAAAGACAUGGUAAUUGUUGUAGAUAAAAAAAAUAAAUGCAAAAACUUAAAAAAGAAAAUAUAGACGAGGAUUUAAAUACUUUAGUUAAAAAAUAAUAAAAGCAAAAAAAUCAUAUAGAAGUGUAAAACAAAUCUACUAAUGUCGAGACUUGAUUUUUUUUUAUAUAUAUAUAUGUAUUUUGAAAAUGGCUUAAUGUGGCACUAAAUAAUUAUGACAGGUUGAAAUUGAGGAAACAGGUGCCUAGAAUUACAUGAAAAGAGAAAAAAUUAUACAUGUGUACUUUGGAAAUGGCUUAAAAUGGCGCUGAAUAAUUAUGACAGGUUGAAAUUGAGGAAACAGGUGUCUAGAAUUACAUGAAAAUAAGUCUGGAAAGGAAAGAAAAUAAAUAGGAAAUGCUCUACAAAUCAAAAUAAAGUAACUUGUGAUAUGUAUUGAAAAGUGGGUAACUAAACAGAAAAGAGAAAAAAAGACUGACAGUGAAAGAAAAUUACGUAAAAACAAUAGACCAAAUGAAAAAAUGAAGAAAGAGAAAGAAAAGAAAUACUGAUGGUUAAAGAAAAUUAGGAAUGAAACAAAAAGAAAAAAAAAUAAAUGAAAUAAAACAAAAUAAACAAGAAAAAUAUGAAAAACGACUUCAAGCGAGAGAAAAAAUGAAUCCAAAAAUAAAGAGAAAAAGCUUAGAAGAAUAAAGGAGAAAAAUAGAUUAACACUACUCAAAAAAAAAGGAAAAAAAUAAUUCUGUAAGUGUAUUGGCAAGGAAAAGAAGGGUUGAGGAAAAGGAAAAAAAGGAAAAUAAAGAAAGAAAAGAUAUAUAUGUUUUAUAAGUCUGGUCAUGGAGUAUGUUUGGCAAGGAGUGGAAGAGUUGCCAGUUUGUACUCGGAAAAAAACAAACACACACACACACACUGGGAAGCUGAAUUACGGUAUAUAUAAAAAACAAAAAAAAUAAUAAUAAUGGUCAAAUCAACUAAGUCAAUUUUGCAAGUUAAUUUUUUACCUCAGCUCAAAUUUCUAGGUAUACUUUUUUUUUUUUGUGGUGUGUGUGUGUGUGUGUGUGUGUUUGUGUGUGCGCAUGUGAGUGUGUGUGUAGCCCUAGUAGAUAAAGAUUAGGUCUGAGUGAUGUAUAUUUUCUGUGUCGUCUCGCUGCGAAAUACUAAAAAAAAAAGAGAGAAUAUGAAUAGUGCAUUACUGAAGAGCAGAAUUGGGUGAUAUAUAUAUAUUUUGUAUGUAACUUUAUUUUGGCCGCGUAACGUUGCAUAGCUUUAAGACGCUCACUACAUAGAUCUCAUGGUGCGCUGGUAGGAGCGAAGGAAGGUGUCGGGAACGGUCUGAAGCUUGGGGCCGUAUAACAGGUCGAAUCCGAGAAGUUUUGGGUCCCUACAGAGUUUGAUUUAGGGGCCGUAUGAUAAGUCGGAUCCAAGAAGUUUUGGCCCGUAUUACAAAUUGGAUCCAAGAAGUUUUGGGUCCCUAUAGAGUCUGGUUUAGGGGCUGUAUGAUAAGUCAGAUCCGAGAAGUUUUGGGUCCCUAUAGAGUCUGGGUUAGGGGCUGUAUGAUAAGUCAGAUCCGAGAAGUUUUGGGUCCCUAUAGAGUCUGGUUUAGGGGCCGUAUGAUGAGUCGGAUCCGGAAAGUUUUGGGUCCCUGCAGAGUUUGUUUUAGGGGGCGUAAUGCAAGUCGGAUCUUAGAAGUUUCGGGUCCCUGCAGAGUUUGCUUUAGGGGCCGUAUAAUAAGUCAGAUCGAAGAAGUUUUGGGUCCGUACAGAGUUUGGUUUAGGAGCCGUAUGAUAAGUCGGAUCCAAGAAGUUUUGGGUCCCUAUAGAGUGUGGUUUAGGGGCCGUGUUACAAGUCAGAUCCAAGAAGUUUCAGGUCCUUAUAGAGUUUGGUUUAGGAGCUGGAUCCGAGAGUUUUGGAUCCCUGCAGAGUUUGGCUUAAGGGCUGUAUUACUAGUCGGAUCCAAGAAGUUUCGGGUCCUUAUAGAGAGUGGUUUUGGGACUGUAUUACUAGUCGGAUCCAAGAAGUUUCGGGUCCUUAUAGAGAGUGGUUUUGGGACUGUAUUACUAGUCGGAUCCAAGAAGUUUCGGGUCCUUAUAGAGAGUGGUUUUGGGACUGUAUUACUAGUCGGAUCCAAGAAGUUUCGGGUCCUUGUAGAGAGUGGUUUUGGGACUGUAUUACUAGUCGGAUCCAAGAAGUUUCGAGUCCCUACAGAGUUUGGUAUGAUUUGAUUGAUUGAUAGGUUAUUGUUGCAAGUAAACAACAAAGGAGAAGGGAGGAGCAUGCCAUCCCAGCCCCCAGGCAGUACAUACAUUCAUUCAUUCAUCGCAAUUUUCAAUGAGGAAAUGACGAGUGUGGCUGCGUUGGUGUUCAUCGGCUUUCUGAACCGAGCGCCUCAAAUGUAAAAAAAAGUGUUACGAUGUACAGACUGUGAUUAUACAACUAAGGAUACAUGUGUAAGUAGCACCAGGAAACUAAAAAGAUACAAUGGUAGGGUGAAAGUAGCACCAGGAAACUAAAAAGAUACAAUGGUAGGGGACAAGUGCUAAAAAAAUAAAGGCCUUGGUUUAGUCAAGGGAGUAGACAUAAGGAGCUUUUUUUUAUUAUUGUUUCCUUUUUUUGUGCCCUUGUGCUGUCUCCUUUGCUGUAAAAAAAAGGGGAAGGGACUGAACAUAUAACUCUGUAGGGAUCUUAAAUUUCUCGGCCCUUAGUCUAUUUUUUCAACUUUGUCUGAUUUACAUAAUUCAAAAAGCUAAAAGCGAAUGUAAAACUAUAAGAAAUGAAAAUCCGCUAUCAUUUUCUUAUCACUAACUUUGUAUAUCACUGAAAAUUAGAGCUAUUAUUAUUAUUAUUAUUAUUAUUAUUAUUAUUAUUAUUAUUACUACACUCAUAACUUUUGAGGGAUGGAAAGAAAUGUGUCUAUAGCUUUAUUGUUUGUAUGUAUGUAUGUUUAUGUGUAUAUACUCAAUGUGUGUUUAAUAUGUGUGUGUGUGUGUGUGUGUGUGCGUGUGUGCGCCAUCUCACUGUUGUUAAUUGGUGCUGGGAAGGUGUGUGUGUGUGUGUGUGUGUGUGUGUGUGUGUGUGUGUGUUCAAGGUGUGAUGUCAUACCUUCGAUUAUUAUUGCUAGUCCACACCUGUUGCUCCUCCUCCUCCUCCUCCUCCUCCUCCUCUUCCUUUUACUCCCAUAUUACUUUUCUAAGACCAUAUUUUAUCUUUUCUUUUUCCUCUAUGAUUAUUUUGCAUUGCCUUUACUAUUUGAUUCAUAAUAUUGUUUGGUAGGCACUAUUAUUAUUAUUAUUAUUAUUAUUAUUAUUAUUAUUAUUAUUAUUAUUAUUAUUGUUAUUAUUGUUGCUACUACUACUACUACUACUACCACUACUACUACAGUCUGAGAGCUUCAUUUAUCUUAUUUCUCUAUGUUUAUUUAUUAUUUUUCAUCUAUCUUUUUUUUUUUAUUAUUAUUAUUAUUCACGGUUCCCCAUUUCCCCUUCCAUGUCUUUCCUUUCCAUUCCCUUCAUUACCCUUAUUUCCCAUCUCUACCACUACUAAAACCACUUCUACUGCUAUUUAUUUAUGUUCAGCAAUGUAAACAGCUAUAGAAACGCAUCCCAUUAUUGUAUUAAGAAAUUAUUUACUCUGUGUCUAUCUGUCGGGAAGAGUGAGAAACAUUGUUAUAUUGCAUUGUAACCUUUGUAAAACCUUAUAAUAUCUUGUUUUAUUCAAUAUGGUUUAGUUAUUUAAGGGUUGUCUAUGUGUGUGUGUGUGUGUGUGUGUUAUUUUUCUCCUCCCUAAGCUGUCUGUCCGGAGGGAAGAGGAAUGAGGAACAAUAUGAAAGCCUAUAAAUUUGAGCCUCUUGUGUGUGUGUGUGUGUGUGCUUUUUCUCCUCUCAAAGCUGUCUGUCUGGAGGGAAGAGGAAAGAGGAAAAGUAUGAAAGCCUAUAAAUUUAAUCCUCUUAAUUGUGUGUGUGUGUGUGUGUGUGUGUGUGUCCUUUCUAUAGUGUGUUCCUGAAAUGUGUGUGUGUGUGUGUGUGUGUGUGUACCUCCUCUCAUCGUGACUCAUGUUGGCUAAGUUUUCUUGAACCUUCGCCCCGUGCAAAAUUCACCAUGCUGCCACCCGCUUUUAUAAAUGGACAGGAAAAUAUAACACUUUGGUAAC